Molecule: messenger RNA, 1653 nt
Organism: Saccharomycopsis crataegensis
Lineage: Eukaryota; Fungi; Ascomycota; Saccharomycetes; Ascoideales; Saccharomycopsidaceae
Gene: CUB1
Product: Cub1p
Exons: 1
Coding region: 1-1653 (550 amino acids)
Cellular component (GO): nucleus; cytoplasm
Source: RefSeq, a predicted model, not a curated record
AUGCACACUAAUGAGGUUCCUGAAAGUGAGCGUGAAGUCUAUAAUGCUUUGAUUAAAAUUCGUGCUAGGCUCAGUGUAUUGAAAAAUAAUCGCAAAGAAUUCAUGAAAUCGCAGGACGUGAAGAAGGCAUAUGAUGAAGUUCUUAGCGAAUACAACAAGUUAAAAGAAAUCCGGUCUCAUUAUCCAACUAACUCCUCAAAGUCAAGGGAUAAGAGUCGUCGUCGCUCUAGCAUCAGCGCCCUUGUUGCCAAUGGUGGUCCAGUUCAUAAUAAGGUCGACCUGAUAGUUGAUGAGAAUUUCCAGUUGUUGUCCCUUAGUUUCAUGACGGUUGGUCUCACUAAGACUGCCCCAGCAACUUAUGCUUCUUUAUCCACAGUUCAAAGGUUAUUGGAGCAUCUUGUGGAGUCUAAAGUUUACACUAAACAUGAUUUGAAACCAAUCAAGGACAGACUUGAUGAAAUCUCCGUCAUCAUUAAAGAAGAUGACUUUCAUAAAUUCGGUCCUGAAGGUUCUAAUCUGAAUCAAAGCUUCAAUGCUGAGCAAGAUUUAUUAGCUCAGAAAUUGAAGCAUUGUGUUGCUGAAUAUAACGUGGUUGAAAAAAAUAUUGAUGAAAUCUCCCCAGAGUUAACCCCAUAUCUUGAUGAAUUGAUUGGAUUAAGAAGAUUGCUCAUGGCUCUCGUUACCAGGCGCGACGAUGAUGCUUUUGAUGAUAAUGACUUUGAUGACUUACUUAAGAAAUAUGAGGUCAAUUUGAAAGAUCUCGAAAAGCAUCGUGAUGAAAAUGGGGCAUUCUUGACUAAGGAUGAUAAAGAAAUUCAAGAUCAGAAAGGGCAAGUUGUGCUUAAUGGAUUAUUGGACGAAUGUCAUAAUAUUAUAAAUGAUUUGACUAUUGCUAAAACUGAUUCUACCGCACAGGUAUCUCUUAUUGAUAAGGAAUUAUUGCCAUUGUUCCAAAAACUUGUGAAAAUCAAAGUCUCGUUGGAGAACCUUCUUGUCACCCGCCGUUGGACUUUGCGUGAAACGGACCUUUUCAACUUCCAAAGAGAAUUACAAAAAAUUGAUGACCUUAGAGUUGAUGGGAAAUUCCGCAACCCUAGUACACAUGAGCCGUAUGCAAAAGGUCAAACGAUGUUGUUAUAUCUUCUUAGACGGUGUUAUGCUAUCAUAUAUAAGCUUUUGGAAUCCUCAGAACCAGUUUCUGAAGCUCUACAACCCGUUCAUAACCAACUUUCUACGGUUCGUCGUUGUCUUCUUGAUGUUAAGAGAAUGGGAGGCAUUAAUUCAACUCGUGAAUUGUAUCCUUAUCAAAUGAAAUUGGCGUCGAUCGAUGAUGUUCGGGUCGAUGGGAAAUUCAUUGUUGAUGGGCAAAUCCCUGAAGGUCAAGGAACUUUGAAUGCCUUACUUGCCGAGUGUUAUGAUAUUUGUUACGAAUUGAGAGUUGAAUUGGACGAAAACAAUGAGAAUGGUGAAGAUGAUGAAGAUUACGAAGAUGAAGAUGAAAACAGGGAAGAAAGGCAAUAUGAUGAAUUAGAAGAAGAAGAUUAUGAUGAUGACACCCAUAAGAAUUUGAUGGCUGCCAGUGAUUACGAGUAUGAUAGUUAUUUACCAAGUGAAAAUGUUACUGAUAACGAAAUGACUGGAUCUCUAAAAUGA